AUGGACGACGCAACCUGUCCAUUCUGUCCGUUCUCCGACCCUGAUAGCAACUUCGUUGCGGAGCACAUCGAGUAUUGUCAUCCCGAACACGAUACCCGGCCCGAACUUGGCCCGAGUCACGUAGCCACGGACUCCCCCACCUCGGAGCCUGAUCAAGAGGAGCCUCUGCCGAAAUAUAUUGACUGUCCUCAUGGUUGCGGUGAGAUAGUGGAACAAACCGAGCUUUCGACACAUCUUGACCUGCACAUUGCCGAGACUGUUGCUUUUGAAGAUGGACCUACCCCUCAAGCACCGCUACCGGAUCCAGCGUCCGACGCAGGAUAUAUAUCCGACUUUGACGAACAUAGAAUGAUGAAAGAUCUGAAUAAGUCUUCCACCGGCCAGCGAUUCCUGAAAGAAGACAUGGCUCGGGCGUUUUCAGCCAAUGGAAACAAAACCGCCAGUACAUCCUCGACCGCGGAAAACAUACAAACAACAUACAAAGGCGUCAAGCGUCUGGGACGCGCGGAACUGGGCCCCUACGCCCACGAGAAGAAAAUGCCCUCCUGGCUCCGGCGAAUGCUGGAAAAAGGAGCCAAUUCCUCCCUCACCAACAAGAUCGCUGCGGACGGGUCGCUCCAAAAACACGAAACCGUCGAAAACGAAGCAAAGGAUAUCAUCCCGGUUCUUGGUCGAUUAUGCGAGCACGACACAUCGGUUCAGCGCGCAUUUUUGUGCAGCCCUGAGGUCCGUCAGAUUUCCAAAAUACCCCGCGAAGGCGGGUUCUGCGGCUACAGGAACAUCCAAAUGCUCGUCUCAUACAUAAUAGCAUCCCGUAGUCCCGGGUAUGAAUGCUUUGGAGAGUCCUUGCCGACCAUCUUGCAGCUGCAGGACAUGAUAGAAAAUGCCUGGGACAAGGGAUAUAACAGCGUCGGGCGUCUCGAAACCGGCGGCAUUCGGGGCACCAGGAAGUACAUUGGGACGCCAGAAGCACAAGCGUUGUUUAUGAGUCUCGGCAUACGAUGUGAAGCGAGUAGCAUUGCGAAAACAGGUGAAACGCAAGCCCACGAUGCCUUAUUUGCAAAUAUAGCGAACUACUUCCGACAAGCAUGUUCGACGGAUCAAGAGAAAAAAGUUCUCAUGACCAAUCUCCCGCCUAUUUAUCUACAGCAUCAAGGUUUGAGCUCCUCUGGCCUCGCCCCCCUCAACAUGCCACCCCCAGCGUCUAAGCUAGAAUUCAUCAUUACAGGACACUCUCUGGCCAUCGUCGGGUUUGAAAUACGCGACAAUGGCAGUGCAAACCUCUUGGUCUUUGACCCGAUGUUCAAGCCACCGCGUGCGAUUGACCGCCUGAAAGGGACGCGCACAGUUCCUCCAGACCCUUCUCGGAUUUUGAAAGGUUACCGUCGAGGCUCAGCCUACUUUCAGAAGUACAAACUAUUCGAAAUUUUGAAACUUUCGGUGCCUGCAGAGAUCCUUGAGAGACAAUCCAGGACUUAA
Molecule: messenger RNA, 1479 nt
Organism: Aspergillus terreus NIH2624
Lineage: Eukaryota; Fungi; Ascomycota; Eurotiomycetes; Eurotiales; Aspergillaceae
Product: C78 family peptidase
Exons: 5
Coding region: 1-1479 (492 amino acids)
Source: RefSeq, a predicted model, not a curated record